Molecule: messenger RNA, 1164 nt
Organism: Ogataea angusta
Lineage: Eukaryota; Fungi; Ascomycota; Pichiomycetes; Pichiales; Pichiaceae
Exons: 1
Coding region: 1-1164 (387 amino acids)
Cellular component (GO): nucleus
Molecular function (GO): transcription coregulator activity; RNA polymerase binding
Source: RefSeq, a predicted model, not a curated record
AUGAACUACGGUAAACCUUUAUAUCAACUGCCGUUGUCUGAGAGAUGGUUACUGGUCAUAACAGAUCGUGGAUACAAGUUUUACUUUGACAAGGAUAAUCUGAUUUCCCAUUGGGAAUUGCCAAAUGAGUGUGUUAGCGAGAUGCAAGAACUGAAGAAUAAAAGACAGCAGGUUCUUUUACUACUUGGAGUCGCGCGGGGUGCACAAAUCAUGGACAAGGAAACUGGAGACCUGAACGAGCUUCUCCAUGGCGUACGGCAUCCUGUUAAACAGAUCAACGUGGUCAGCUCUGAAGAGGAAGAUGGUGAAGACGAGAAAAUCGAAGACAAUGAUCAGCUGUCGCCGAUACAACGACAGGCAUCGGACAGCACAGGAAUAAUGCUUGGUUACGAGUCCGACACUGAGGAUGGCAGUGAAAUGGAAGACUCCCAAUCGGAGAAGGAGGAACAGAGUUCGGGAAUUCAACGCCAGAUGUCUGAAGCUAAGAAUCAAUUUACUAAUUCAUCCGACCAAGAGUCAGCUGACUCGUCGUCCGAGGAAGACUCUUCCGCAGGCCUAAAUCUUUCCGAUUUGGAGGACUAUGAGGAAAGCUCCUCAGAAGCAGCAGAGCGUUUCUACAACAUGUUAACGCGCUACGAGGUAGACCCGUACUCCUCCUACGAUCUCGAAUGUGAUAAAUUUAUGAACGAUCCAAUUUAUUUUGAGAUAGAUGAUGAUGAAAAACGAAGGUCAUUAUUUGACCAAUGGUGUACACAGGCCGCUCGGUCGAACAGCAACGUUGAUCCCACCACGAGGGCGGUGAUGGAUUUCUGCAAGUUGCUCAUCCAAAACGACGUCAAACUGAAUAAUUAUCUGGAGUUCAAACGCAAAUUCAGACAAUCCCCUGAAUUUCGGGCGUUGGAGUCAGACAAGAUGCGCAACAAAAUUUUCAAUAAAUACAUCGAGUUCCGAAAAAGCGACCCUAUAGCGUUUGUGCUUCACGCGCUAAGAAAAAGCGGGAAACUUAUAGUUCUUGCUCGUAAGCUGGAAAGCAAAAGACCUCGAAACUUGCUCAAUGCUCUCCGCGAAUCAAACUUCAAUAUCAACCGAGAAAUCGUGGAAUUUAACUUCCUGGACGACCAACAACAAUCCACGGCACUAGAACAAUUUCUAGCUAAUAUAUGA